CAAUCAACAAUCAACAAGAAGUCUUACUCGCGCCAACUCACCGCCAUCCAUUCGUCCUCUCAUCCCCUCUCUCUCUCUCUCUCUCUCUCUUCUUCUCGUCAUUCCUUACCUGUCCUCUUUUCCUUCUCCUGCCCUUUCUGCUUUCCCCAUGCUCUUCCCUCCAUCCAACCGGUAGCCGCCCAUAGUCGACCGACGACCCGACGACCCGACGAAGAGCAAGUGCAGCGCCGUGUGACCCCGGAUGAUCCGGAUGAUGGACCACGACCCUGCAGCCCAGAUGGACACCACCACCACCACCACCACCAUGGAUAUCGACUCUCUCGAGGCCGACCGCGAACUCGAGCAGAUCCUCCAGACCACCUGCGCCACCCACGUGGCCCGCGAAUCGCGUGUGCGCAAGCACGCCCGCAACCCCAGCGACUCCAGCGCCGACUCGGGCUUCACCUCCGACGUCUCUGGCCGCUUCGACGACGCCGAAGACUCAGACUAUCCCUCCAACCAGAGCCGCUCGCCCUCCGUCCACUCCACCAAGCGCCGCCGGUCCACGGAUUGGCCGCUGCAGAAAGACAACAGCAAAGCCAACACCGGCGACGAAGAUAACCAGCCCCGGGCGGAGAAUGCCAAGGAGAGUAGCAACCCUGCCGGUUCUCGCCGACCGUUUCACAGUGCCAGCGGCAAGAACGCGGGCUCGCCGCGGAAUGGAAGACAUUUGCGCUAUCCCGGCGCGUCCCUUCGUGGGCGUCGCUCGCGCUUCGUCGAGGGGAGCAUGAAUGACUGCGUGAGCGAGAAACCCCCGAGCAUCUUCCUGCGCGAGGACGCGCGCAACGGCGCCAACACCACGGGCCAGCGGCCGUCGGGAAUCUUUCGGUUUGGGAAGGCGAUCGCAUCGGCAUUCAAUCCGUUCGGGCAGUGGGGUUCCAAGCAUCCACCGGAGGCGAACAAGCCGGCGGGCGACCCUCUCUCGCAGGCGGAGAGGGCUUACGCCGAACUGAAGAAGUCCGGGUACAAGGGCACCAACAAGGGAAGCUACAUACAGAGUCUCGCCGAGUCGAACGCGCCCCAGCGGUCUUGGAACCCUAUCCCCGAGCAUGUCGAGCACGCCGAGCACAGGCCCGUGGGACGGCAUUCGCGACAGAACUCGGGCGACGUGACGGAAUCGGCAGGCUCGAUCCGCUCCUCGUUCCAGGAGCUGCGAAGGGCCAAGUCGUCCUUGGGGAUCCCAUACAUGAAGCGACAGGACUCGAGCAAGUUCUCGGAGGAGGCGGAGGGGUCGGGCGUGCGACGGCCAAAGUCCCGGAAGGAGCUCCAGCGGCAGGCCAAACUGAUGAAGCGCGUCAGCGACCUGGAGCUCAAACUGGAACGGGCCCGUCGCGAACUGCGCGAGUUCGUGGGCGAGGAGGACGAGGUACUGGCACCGACUCCCUACGUGGAGAGGCCCUAUCCCAGGAAAUUCGUGCCCGGGGCGCUCCCCUCGCUGCCGUCCGAGAGACUGCUGCAUCCGGGGGCAGGAUCGCUGAGGUCCCCUCGAGCUGUAUCAGCCCCGUUGGCCUCCCUGGCGGAGAACGUCCAUCGCAGCAUCGUGAAGCAGCCGCCCGGCACCCCCCAGAUGAUGACGCCCAGUGACCGACCCCGGCAGCCCUCCCUGAGCGCCGACAGUCCCUCGCUGAAGCGCAAAUCGCCCGAUCCGCAGUCCCCCCAGGCCAUCCCCCAGACAGACCCCACGAAGCAAACCGGCCCCCGCAGCGAGGAGAUGGGGGAUAUGCCUGCACACUGCAAUGAAACCCCGACCCCCCGCCGCGCCAAAUUCCCCAAGAUGGUCACGAGCGACAGUCCCGGAUCCGUCGAGCGCAAGCAAUCCAGAGACCACGGCCGGUCGCCCAGCGAAGAGCGCGGACGCCGCCGCUCGCAGCCGCUGCGGUCGUGCAGCACGCGCUCGCCCUCCGCGCGCCGCCGGGCCUCCAACUCGCGCAGUCGCACCCAACCACCCAGCCUGCGCAUGAAGAAAGGCCGCGCCGAUCUCCGGUCCCCCAGCACCAGUAAUACUACCACCGAACCCACCCAACCUCACCCCCAACUCCCCACCGACCCCGAGAACGACAAGGAGAACCUGAACCAGCAAACCGACCCCAUCGCCAUGGCCUCGCCGCCCUCGUCCCCCACCAAGACCACCAUCGCCGACGAAACCCCCCUCUCCUCCCCCUCCCCGAGCAAGAAGAAACCCGCCCGUUACGAAUACAUCCCGCCGGUGCCGCCGCUGCCGAAGGACCUCUCCGCCACGGCAGCCAAGGUCGAUAGACGACUGGCCCGGGAGAUGGGGAAGAAGCGCGAGGCGCGCAACAGGGCGAAGGUGCAGAUCGGUGGGCCGCAGGUGGCUGAGGUGGUGGGGGAUGGGAAUUUUCAGUGGCCGGAGGAUUUCUUUUGACUGGAUGUUGUUGGAUGAUUGGUGGUUCAUUGGAUGGCUUUACAUAUACCGGUGUUGUGAGUGCACUGAGUGGUAUUGGUAUUGGCUAUCAGAGUGGAGUGGAGUGGACUGGACUAGGCUGUCUUUCUGGACUGUCU
Messenger RNA from Aspergillus heteromorphus CBS 117.55, 2559 nucleotides. RefSeq names its product putative nuclear RNA binding protein. The transcript is spliced from 2 exons. Lineage: Eukaryota; Fungi; Ascomycota; Eurotiomycetes; Eurotiales; Aspergillaceae. The record is from RefSeq and is a predicted model, not a curated record. The coding region runs from base 242 to 2422 and encodes 726 amino acids.